AACAUCCUGUUUUGGUUUCCGAAACGAUUUGUUGUGGUCAGGUCUGCGCAAAAAUGCGCAGGUGUGCAAUGACUAUAGUAUUAAUUGGACGUCGUUGGCUCUUUAACGACACUAUAUUAAUGUAUUGCUUAAAGGUAAUACGUUGUGAAAUAUGAACGUUCCAGUAAGUCUUUAAAUUGUUGAGUUGAUACGCCUGUUAGUAUUAGCCUCAUACUCGCAGUGUGCCCUGAGUGGGGAAAAAAGGCCCCUGCCGAAGUCCCUCAAGCAGUCUACUCAAAUGCAUUCAGUAAACAUUUAUAACACUGAAAACCUACUGCUAAAGCUUUUACUCGGUAAACGUAACUUACAGAAGUACGAUAAACAUAGCUAUAGAACUAACAUCUGAGAUUAACGGCAUUAACUUUGCAAAGUAAGGCCCGGAAACGCACUUGCGAAACUACAUAUCCCAUGAAGCCCUCGUGUACGUGUUUCAGGGCGGGAGACUACGUCAUCAAUACUUAAUUUGAACGCUUUCUGGCUUUGUUGAGUUGGGAGAUGAAUAAAUUUAGCCAAUUUGCCCUGUUCUGCGUCCCUGCUGCUGUCGUUGAACAAUUUUAGUUAACAUAUAAAGUUUGUUUUUUAACUUUGUUUGCUGCAGUUUUCUAAUCUGUUAUGGAUUCCGUCGAAGAGGACGUUUCCGCUCGGGUUUUGCUGAGGAACGUUCUGCACUCCGAGCUAGCGCGGUCUCCAGUAACCAGAAGUGCGGCUCGUAACCCCACAGUUUCCCGUGUGCGGAGGAGCUCUAGAGUGAGGAACACCCCUGGGAACGAGAGCCCUCAAGUCACUCUUAGACACAAACUCAAACAGAAGCUUCAUGAGAGUGCUACUCAGUCACCACUCCCUCCCAGCAAAAGGCCAAGGUCACAGAGCCGAACUGUGAAGACACCAGCAGUGGCUUCAUCCUCGCUGUAUGAUGAGGACAUCACACCUCGUGGUCUGCUCAGGGGCAUCAUCCAGACAGAGGCUGAGGCAUCUCUGCUGCUAUCUGGUCAGCCUGCGGUACCAGAGGCCAACCAGCAAAUUGUGGAGACUAGCCUCCAUAGCAACAGACAGAGUGAAGGACCAUCUGGUCUUGAGUUGCCUGACUUAGUCACAGAGCCACUAAGUACUGUGAUUAGGGGGAUGAGUCGUAGGAGGCCACCGCCCACCUUCAAUGUGUCAGCUUUUGAGAGACAGCUGGACCAACAAACAGGUGAAGAAGAGAAUGAUGUCACUCAGGAAAAUACAGAUGUGACUGUGGAACAGGAUCUUUCUGCUGGAUGUAAGAGUGUUCUGAGCCUCACCUUGAAGACUCCAUAUAUGAACAUUCAGUCUGAGAGGGUAGGUUUACGGCGAAAGGCAGCCAGUCGAAGGCAGCCUUCUGUGGAUGCGUUUGACGAGGCUGUCCAGAAACGCUUUGAGAGGCAUUGCAAUCAAGAUUAUACAGUAGUACAGGAUGGAAAAACUCUUGGAGAUUCUGAUUGGCAGAAGUUCACUCUUGGACUGAGCAAUGUCACAGUGCCUGACCUCACCACAGACAUUGUCAUGAGCAACACAGAACUCUACCUCCAGCCAACUGUUUCUGCAUCUGUGCUGAAAGAGGAUAAUGAUGGGCCUCCAGAGGUGGGCAGACAUGAGGGUGAAAAAGCAUUUGAGACUGACAGAAGGAGAGAUGAUGAAGAAAAAGUGGGAGGUGACUAUCAAGAGGAGCAAGUAGUGGAUGAUCAUCAAGACAAACAAAAUGAGCAUUUGAGCAAAAUCUGUGAAACUGAGCCUGAACCCUUCCAAGAAAUGGAAGGCCCAGAAACAGCCUCUCAGAUACAGGAAGAAAAGGAGGAGCUGAACGUGAUACCUUCAUCACAAGAGAAUGAGGCAGUCAGUUUGAGUCCUGAGGAGUUGCCAUUUGCACCAACUCAGGCAAUGACAGAGCCUGCCCCUCAGAUUCAGGAAUAUGAGGGGAAAGAGUCUGACAUACAGGAAUCAGAGGUGGAAAAAAUUGAGAUGAGAGAAAGUGAGAAGGACAGCCUUACAGUGGUGGAACUUCCAUCACAAGUAUUAGAGCGAAUCAUUCGGAGAGCCUACCACUCAGAGGGUGGAACAGUCAUGGCUGGAAUAACAGAAAGAGAGAGAGGCACUAAAAGUCUUGGGGCGGGACUGUAUCCCACAGGUAAAGAACUGCAAAGUUUUACUAAUGCAAGUGCUGCAGAGGAGUUACCUCACUUGGAUAAGGAACCAUAUGUCAACCCUGCCUCAACAUCCACAUCCCCCACUCUGAAGCCCUCUUCAUCUGAGAUGCAUCAGACCAGUCUGGCAGAAGUUCAGGUUGAUGAAGUGGAAGAUCAUACUCAAGGAAAUACUAGAAAAUCAUUUGAGAUGCAUCAGACCAGUCUGGCAGAAGUUCAGGUUGAUGAAGUGGAAGAUCAUACUCAAGGAAAUACUAGAAAAUCAUUUGAGAUGCAUCAGACCUGUUUGGCAGAAGUUCAAGAUGAUGAAGUGAAAGGUGUUACUCAAGGAGAUAUUAGCAUGUCAGAAGAUGAAAAUAUUGUGACAUCUCCUGUCCAUCACAGCCCCACCCCAGACUUUCCUGCUGACAAGGAGGAGCAGCAAGAGGAAGAAGAUGAUGAAGAGGAGGAAGACGCAUAUAGUGAAGAGCUGUCUAUGCAAACUCCUGCUUUCAUUAGACAAAGGAAGGAAGUACCAACUCCCAGCACACUGCACACAGCCACAGUGCUUAAAGUUUUGAACACUGGCCCUGCCCCAAAGGUUGUGAAGCCUCGCCCUAAACAGAAGAAUCGGACUACCUCUGAUAUCCUUCCAAAGAGUUAUGUUAUGAGUAUGUUUAAACAUUUUGCCAAAACCAAGGUGGCCAGUGAUGUCUACCCAGUCAUCAACGAAAUACUGCAGAAAUACUUUGAUCGUCUAGCGGAUGAUUUGGAGGCAUAUUCUGCUCAUGCAAAGAGGAAAACCAUUGAGGUUGAAGAUGUUGAACUUCUCAUGAGAAGACAGGGUUUUGUGACGGACAGCACCCCAGUCAAUGUAUUGAUUGAGAAGUUCCUCCCUCUUGAGUAUAGGAAGCUUCUCAUACCAGUGGCAACCAGCGGAAACAAAGUCGUUCCUAAUCAAAGGAGAUAAAUCUUCCACACCAUCUUCUUUGCUCUUCUUUUUGUUUCCUCCAAAUAGCUGUUUUUUUCAUUUUCAAUGUCUCAUUUACAUGUUGGUUAAUGUCAUUAUUGUUUUUGGAUGUCCUGUUUUCUGCAAUAUGUCACUGAAAAUUAGAAAACUUGUUCAAAAAGAAUUUGUAAAAUAAAGGUGUUCAGUUAACAUGCCCAUUUUAUUUAUUACUGUAUGUGUACUUAUCACAAUAUUUUUAUAUACCACCACCUUGAAACACUCUAAACUAAACACAGCUAAACACUCCUCAGUACAGAUAGGUGACAAGUUACAGGAAAAACCUGAAUAAAUGAGUGGGGAAACAUAAUGAGUGCAGAUGCCUCCAGACAGAUGAAAUGCCUCAUAUAACUAACAUUCUACCAUGUUCUGUGGCAUACCUGGCAAUGCUGAGCAGGCCCAGUUUACUUCCUUUUUGGUUCAGGAAGGUAAGAGAAGUUACUGUGAAAGAAAGUUUGUGAAUCGGGGCACAGAUGGCAGGAGCUUCAGUUACAAACAUUGCUCAGCUGGUUGGUAUUGCAAUAAUACAGCAACAAAAGUGACAUCUACAUCUAUGAUCAAUAAAUCAAUUAAAUAUUAAUGAUUACAAAUUAUGUUCGAAAGGGCACAUUCAAUGACUGAAUUAGUGCGAUGUACACGAGGAAAAAGCAACUGUUCCUCAGGUGAAUGUCAACGCAGGGUAUGAUUAGACUGUAAAGUGGGAUUAGAGU
Molecule: messenger RNA, 3896 nt
Organism: Colossoma macropomum (tambaqui)
Lineage: Eukaryota; Metazoa; Chordata; Actinopteri; Characiformes; Serrasalmidae
Gene: cenpt
Product: centromere protein T
Exons: 13
Coding region: 652-3150 (832 amino acids)
Biological process (GO): mitotic cell cycle; chromosome segregation; kinetochore assembly
Cellular component (GO): kinetochore
Molecular function (GO): protein heterodimerization activity; DNA binding
Source: RefSeq, a predicted model, not a curated record